Parasteatoda tepidariorum (common house spider) is the source of this 2975-nucleotide messenger RNA. The record is from RefSeq and is a predicted model, not a curated record. NCBI's taxonomy places the organism in Eukaryota, Metazoa, Arthropoda, Arachnida, Araneae, Theridiidae.
CAGUAAACCUUUUCAAAUGUUACGUUUCCUAUGCGUUUUAUGGAAGAUAACAUGAAGUGUUGUAGAUCGUAGUACGUUUGUUGUUUAAAAUUGUGAACUCAAAUUUUAAUUUAAUAAUUAAAACAAAAACGUGAUCCUUACUUAGAUGGCAUGUCGCAGUAUCAUACCAUUGUUCAUUUAGUGGCUGGCGGGUAUGUAUUGAAAGAAUAUUUUCAAUCAAGGAUUUCUAAAAAACUUGGUGGUACAGCCGGUGCUAUUGCUACUUGUCCUUUAGAAGUAGUUAAAACUAGACUUCAGUCUUCUGUUGCAAAUUUCGGUGCCUACUCCUCACUUUCUACCAGCAGAAGUCGCUUUGCAUCUCUGCCACGAUUUGACUUUUGCAACUGUGAAUCCUAUGAACGGUUUUCUCCUGUUAUUACUUCUGAAGUAGCUGCAAGACAUCAACAAUCUGUGGGAAUCUGGCGUUGUUUAAAGCAUAUUGUAGAAACUGAAGGAGCUAAAGCUUUAUUCAAAGGUCUUGGUCCGAAUCUAGUGGGAGUUGCUCCAUCCAGGGCUAUUUAUUUCUGUACAUAUUCCCAUGUCAAAAACUUCUGUAAUGAGCACAUUACUCCUGACACCCCUCUUGUGCACAUCUGUUCUGCUGCAGCAGCUGGUUUCACAUCCUGUUCCCUUACUAAUCCCAUAUGGUUUGUUAAAACAAGAUUGCAAUUAGAUCAACGAACAUAUGGUAGUGUUACUACAAUCCAGUGCAUUAAAGAUAUCUAUAAUUCUAAAGGAAUAGUUGGUUUCUACAAGGGUAUCACUGCUUCCUAUUUCGGUAUCUCCGAGACCAUUGUUCACUUUGUAAUUUAUGAAUUCAUUAAGGCUAAACUGAAAGAAGGAAGACAGAAUGGUUGCUACCCCACUGAUCGAAAAUCUACAAGAGACUUUGUAGAGUUCAUGUGUGCUGGUGCUGUGUCUAAAACCUGUGCUUCCUGCAUUGCCUAUCCUCAUGAGGUUGUGCGAACAAGACUGCGCCAAGUUGGCGACAAAUACAAUUCCUUCUUUCAAACCUUAUUGCUAGUUUACAAAGAAGAGGGUCAUCAUGGAUUAUAUCGAGGAUUAGCUACACAGUUGGUGAGACAGAUUCCAAACACUGCCAUUAUGAUGGCAACCUAUGAAGCAGUUGUCUACCUUUUAACAAACUAUUCCUGUUCAGUUCCCUCCAUUCAAAUGUGUGAUGAUGAGGAGUCAUUCUGAAUAUAAUUUUUGUACAAAAACUCAAGAAACUUUUUCAAUUUUUCAUGGCAUUUUUUCCAUAAGUUGUUUUUCAUCUCAUUAAUUUCGGUAAAGUUAUAUCCUGGUGAUUUAGUCUUAAGUUUACAACUCAUCAUUUCUUAAUUUAAUUGGUUUUGAUGCAUUAUUUUAUCAUUUUAUGAAAAUUCAAAGGAAUUUUUUAUAAUUAAUUUUUUUAACAUCUUUCAAAUUGUAUUGAGAUUUCUUUUACUAUAUUACGGUUGAAAUUACAAAUUUGGUUUUCCAGUGGUUAAUGGAUUUAUUACUAAUAAAUUUCCUUUUUUGACAUUUACUAAAUACUUUAUCCAUUAUUUAAUAGGGAUAGCUUUUUAUUGUCAAAUUAAAUUUAAAUUUCUAUCUAAAUUUGUAAAUUAUUUUAAAAAUAGUGAAAUUUAAGUUUUAAUUAUUAAACUUAUGUUAUGAUUAUCAAUCUUGAAUAACCAAUGGGGUUUUUUUUUUUAAUAAUAAUAUUGUAAAAAGUAUGAAUUUUGAAGUUAUAUUCUGUUCCUAAAAUUCUGCUUGUGUCAUUAAUUCCUUAAACACCUAUCAUAUGCUUCAGUGAUAAUUUUGUACAGUGCUAGUUAUUUUUACAUCUGGGAAUUUUCUGUAUAUUAUUAUUAAACUGUUGGACAACUAGAACAGACAUUGUAAAAUAUUUAGUUUAUUUUCAAAAGAUUUGACUCUUUAUUUUCUUAAGAAUGUUAUAUUAACUGUGUAAUUCAAGUUGUUGCAAUUAUGAAAAACACUGGCUGUGUAUAUUUGUUUUAAAUUUUGAAGUGAUGUUAAUCACUUAAAGUUUGCUUAACUUAUACAAGACUAAAGAAUGAUUUUAUCUUUUUUCUUGCUGAUAAACAGAAUUUGAUAAUAUGCCUUUAAAAAGUACGAUUUAGCUGUUUAAUUAAAUUGAAAUUUUCCAAAUUAUCGUAUUGAAAUUUAAAAAUUUACCAUCAAAAUUUUCCAAAUUAUUGUAUUGAAAUUUAAAAAUUAAUCAUCAAAAAUUUUUCCAUGGUUGUAUUUAGUUAAUUUUAUUUAACAUUUAUAAAUUAAUUUGUUUUGGUGUUUUAUUUUUGUAGAAAACAAGAUUGCUGUUAAAUGUUUAUAUGAUGAAAGUUUUGUGAGGUUUAGCCAUUUGUGGGCAUUUAUAAAUAUUGUGAACACAUAUUGGUGAAGGUAUAUAAGCAAUAUUUAAACGUUAAAUUCCAAAAAAAAAUAGGGGUCUAAAAUCCUUAAAAAAUAUGCUUACAUAAUAGAACGGCCCCUUAUUUUUCUUGAUAUUGAAGUACUUAUUAAGUGAUUUCUUAAAGCAUAGAGCUUAAAAUAUAUUUUUUAAAAAAUAAUGCUGUAUAUAUGUGUAAAUUUAUUUAAUAAUGAGUAAAAGAUAUCGAUCAAGCUUUUAAGAAAUUUUCUUCUGAGAGUUAAAAGUAAUAUAGUAAUUAUUCUUUUAGUACAUUAUUUUUGGUAGAAAUAUAAAAAGGUCCCAUUGUGAUAUUGUAAGGCAGGUUAGGUGCUUUAUCAUUGUUUGUAAAUAUGUUCAUUGUUUGUAAAGUUUACUUUUCUAGUCUCAUUAUCAUGUAUAUAAAGUAUUGUAUUAGUAAUUGUUGGCAUGUUGCAUUUUUCUUCACAAAUAAGCUUAAUGCCAUUAAAUGCAACUUUAAUGUAAAUAUUGUUGUAUAGAUUGUAAAUAAAAGAUAAAUCUCCAA